This is a messenger RNA of Aspergillus ruber CBS 135680, 894 nucleotides long. RefSeq lists its product as uncharacterized. The record is from RefSeq and is a predicted model, not a curated record. NCBI's taxonomy places the organism in Eukaryota, Fungi, Ascomycota, Eurotiomycetes, Eurotiales, Aspergillaceae. Bases 32 to 496 code for a protein of 154 amino acids. The transcript has 2 exons.
GCGGAACAGGGCGACUGUACAGAGAAAGUAAAUGAGCGAGAAGGCACUAAAUGCGGUGGUUCUAAGCUGUAAACUGUACAACGCAUCUUAUGAGGCCAAUUUUACCUCCGCCAAUGGCCAGCAAGAUAUUCGGAUACCACAUAUCCAAGCAUUGAACGAAGUGAUGUCCGUCGACAUGUCACACUUGACCAACAUAGAAAACUCUUCAACGCAUGAUUUUGACCAAAUGGAGAGAUAUUCUUACAUGUCCAUCAUAGACGAACUUGGAGACUUUUUUUCUGGAGAUGUACACCAGAAAACCACGGCUCCUGCAGCACCAAAUUCUCCACCAUCCUCCAAACAACCCGGACCGCCAGUAUAUCGACAGUCUUCAACACAGAAGACGUCAAGGGGUUGGAUCCUCUUCUGGACCAUAUCACCGAUGCAGAUAUCUCUUUCAAGGAUAGAUGGCGCCCAGGGCCGGAGCCCCGGUAAGGGGGUUUUCAAUGUCGAUUAAUUGGAAGUGCCUUUGACACCACAGACACCAAGACUGCUGAAGUCGCCGGAGUUGUACGAGGAGGUGGGAUUGGGUUUGAACCAGCGAUUGGGACCUUCGGGUUGGUUUAAUGGUGGUGCGAGACGGGAUAAGUAAUCUAAUUUCUUUCAUCGCUAUUCUUCUGCAGAUUAUGAGAUGACGGGGACAUUACAACACUUCCAAGUCAUCCUGUGCUUUCCGGCAACAUCGUGAUUCUUCCAGUUUCUCGGACUUCUAUCGUUCAUGAAUUGGCCUAAAGGGCUGUGUGCUUCGUGAGCCGGGUCCAAUCUAGGUAUUUUGGCAGAAUCCAGAAAUGAUUCUUGGCGAGGCCAGUGGGAUGGCCCAUGUCGGUUAUGUACUUGCUGUAUCCAUGCCAGACC